Botrytis cinerea B05.10 is the source of this 1913-nucleotide messenger RNA. RefSeq lists its product as hypothetical. The transcript has a single exon. NCBI's taxonomy places the organism in Eukaryota, Fungi, Ascomycota, Leotiomycetes, Helotiales, Sclerotiniaceae. The record is from RefSeq and is a predicted model, not a curated record. The coding region runs from base 103 to 1575 and encodes 490 amino acids.
GCAUCAUUCAUUUGACUCCUUUGAAAAUUGAAUUCGUAUAUUGUCGCUCACUUCUUGUAUCGGAAAUCAAGCAAAAUUCUGUUAACAAACUCAUUAUAUACGAUGGAAGAAAAUCAUGAAACAACAUCACCAUGCCGUGGUAAAUCUUCUGGUAGAUCCCUAAGUUUAGUAACAGAUCUCGCGCUGCCCUCCCAACAACCUUACCCCCUUCAGCAUUCUCAGAAUCCUCAAAAUUUCAACUUUCAAUACCCAGUCUCAGCCCCCCCUUUAGCACAACAUAACCAGAUCAAUCCACUAUCCGCUCUCCCUUUAACUCAGAAUCAUCCCUUUGCAAUCCCUCACCCACAACCAUACCAAACCCAAGUCUUCAAUCCAGAACACCAUUAUCUUCUCCUAUCACUUUCGCGAGAAAACUUCAAGGCACUUUCUCUACGACAGAAAAUUGCAGCGGCAGAAACAAAUCUUGCUUCUAUAAACGCAGCUGUGGAGUUGGAGGGUGUGGAGAUAGGUAUCACAUCUCCUCUCUCCUCUAUCUCCACACCUACGACACCGUACUUGCAGGCGCCCACCCGUCGUAAACUGAAGAAACAAAUCUCGUGGCUGAAAUGCCGGAUCAAGGAGUGUACGAGACAGGAAAGAAUUCUGAUGGAGAGAUUGCAGCAGAUUGGGGAGGAGCAGGAGAGGAGAUGCAGAUGGAUGCAGAUUGAACGGCAGAGAAGGAUUAACGAGGAGAUGCUGGAGUGGCAGAGGGGGUAUUGGAAUUGUUUUGUUGCUGCGGGUGGGUGUGUUGGGGUUGGGCAAAAUGCUUAUGGGUAUGAUAGUGGUGGAUAUGGAUAUGGACAUAGUAACGGGCAUGCGGGUAUGCUGAAUGCUAGCACGCCUGCGUUUCAACCCGGAGGCAGUGUUAGUGUUGCUGGUGCUUGUCAUGUCGAUGCAAAAGCGAGUGUGGGGGGACGAAAAGAUUCAAAUGAGUUUUGGAAUACGGACGCGCCUGUUUUUUCACCGGUUAAUUUCUUUAAAUCUUCUUCUUCCUCUUCGGUUUCUGUUUCUGGCGUGUCGCGGAAAGUGCAGAGUGCAGAGGUGGAGAGACUUAGUAGGGGGUGGGAUGAAUGUGAAUUGUCGCCUUUGGCUGAGGAGAGGAGGAGGUCUUCUCUGAAAUGGAGGGUGGAGAUUAGGGGUGGUGAUGAGGAGAAGGAGAUGGAAAUGAGAGAAGAAGGAUUGGGGUCUGGGGAAGGGGAAGGAGAGGCAGAAGGAGAAGGAGAAGCGGGAUAUUCCUCGACCGAAACGGCGAUUACGACGCCGACUCCGCGGCAGAGUGCGAGGGUGUCGCCGAUGGGCGCCGCGAAGAGUUGUAAUGAUGUGAUGUUGGGGUUUCUGGAUGGGAGGUAUGGGAUAAGAGAUGAGGGGGGGGUGGAUGGUGGGGAUUUGGAUGGGGAGGGGGUGCCGAGGGAGAAGAAAUAUAAAAGUUUACCCGGGGUGCAGAGUCUGCGGUGGGAGGGGGUUUGUGGGAGGGAAGGGAAGUUUCAUGGAAAGGACGGUUUGAAGGAGAGGAGUGAGAUUGAUCAGGUUUGGUAGGGGGUUCUUGGGAGGGAUUUUCAUCCGGCUGUUGAUGUUUUGGGGGUUGCGUAUAUAUAUAUGAUGAUUUAUGUGAUGAUGAUGAUGAUGUAUGUAUGUCACCAAUGAUCCUAAGAGAUGGUGAUAAAAAUAGAUGGAUGGGGAUAGAGGGAAAUGAAUUUUAUAGAAUGAUGAGAUGGGGAUUAGGAUGAAAAAGUUCUGCUUGUUGGAAGAUUCGGGUUACUAUCGAAAUGUACAUGUAAUUUUUUUUGGGGUUUGGACUUCUUUUGUUACAUCGUACAUUAUGUGUAUAUACAUAGGUAUUUUAUGCGGACUGUACAUAGAAUUGAUAUUUUACA